AUGAUGAACAGGAAGAAGCUGCCUAACGAAACAAUGACGAAAUAUUACCAAGAUAAAAUCUCCAUGUGUUUUCGUUGUGAUUUAUCUGAUGCCGCUAGUGUUUCGUGCAUAAUCAGGGGCCUACCAAUUUCGUUACAAUCAAAUGCACGAGCAUUUCAAUGUCAGCGUCCAGAUGAACUUUACGAGGCCUUUCUAUGUGCCCUCGAUGAUUAUCGUCUACCGACAUUCGAAACAAGAGAGAAGUUUAACAAAGAUGCCAAACAAUCAUCCAGCUUAGAAAAAAAGGUUAACCCUGAAAUUGAUCCCUGCCUGGUUGUUGCAAGAAAAUCGGCCAUAUUCUACGAAAUUGUCCAUUACCCGAUCAACGGACUUGCUACAAGUGCGGAGUAA
Arctia plantaginis is the source of this 390-nucleotide messenger RNA. The record is from the annotation of a GenBank genome assembly. NCBI's taxonomy places the organism in Eukaryota, Metazoa, Arthropoda, Insecta, Lepidoptera, Erebidae.